AUGGACAGGCAGCACUCCGAAAAGCCACUCAGCCACUCCACGGCUGACAGGACCUCCUUAGCCAGGUCCCAGAACCCCAGAAUCUCCUCCUGCAUCUCCGAAUCCAUGAGGACCCAGGCAUCCAUGAAGGUACCCCAGGCUUCUGCCCACAGGAACAGACAGACGCACCCUACCACCAUCGUGCUCUGCAAGUCAUGGAGCAGCCAGGCUGCCCUGGCGCCCAGGGAGCACACGACGGUCAUGGAGGAAGCCUACAACUCAGCCAUCUGCUUCAAGAUGCUGCGGGACCUGACGGACUCCGACCCCCUCCACCUGAAGCACAUCACCAAGAAAAUCAAGCACAUGGCUCGCGGGGCCCCCAACCCGGUGCUGGAAACCAUCCACGACUACUUUGUAGACAACCCGGAGAUCUCCGUGAAGCACAAGUUCCGACUCUUCCACGUCCUGGAGGCGGUCAUCAGCUCCAGCGACGCCCUCGACGGGAGCUGGGAGAAGACCUUCAUGCAGCUGGCCCUGGAGAACAUGACCAAGUCCACGGAGCUGGAGGAGGCGUACCAGGACGCGGCCAGCAACGUGCUGCUGGCCAUCUGCCGGCACUCGUGGCGGGGGGUGGCCCGGCACCUGGAGACCGAGCUCCUGAAGGGCAUCUUCCCGCACCGCAGCCUCCUCUACGUGAUGGGCAUUCUGUCCUCCAACGACGAACUCUUAAAGGAAGGAGACAAGGCAUGCUGGGAAGAGCAGCUGGCCAAGAUGGCCAUCAAGUCGGUCCAGUUUCUGGACAGAGAAGCGUGGUCCAAGGAUCUGCUGGAGGCGCUCACCAAGCCUGACCGGACACAUCAGGAGCAGCCCCCGGAGAAGGCCUUCCUGUUCAUCUUCUAUGGGCUGGUCCUGCAAGCCGAGGAGAGCAGCACCACGGUCAGGACACACCUGAGGACCCUCCUGGAGACGUCCCACCAGUGGCCCAGGCAGAGGGAGGGCAUGGCCCUCACUGUGGGACUGGCCGCAGCCCGCCACCUGGACCAGGUCUGGGCCGUCCUGGAGCAGUUUGGCCAGAGCACGCCCAUCAGGUGGAGCCUGCACAGCUUCUCCCCGAAGCAUCCCGAGGACCUGCGGUGGAAGUGGGCCAGCAGCACCCUCCUCCUCGCCUACGGCCAGAUGGCAGACAAGGCCAGCGCCCACGUCCUGCCCUGGGUGGACAGCACCCUGUCCCGGCUGGUCUUCUACUUCCACUACAGCACCUGGGACGAGACCCUGAAGCAGAGUUUCCUCACGGCCGCCCUCAUGCUGGUGCGGGCCAUCGGCCGCAACGCGGGCGCCCAGAGCUACGAGUUCUCCCAGGUCCCUGAGCUCCUGGAGUGUCUGAUGCUUCUGAUGGAGAAGGAGCCCCAGGACUCGCUGUGCACGUCCGCUCGCCAGCAGAGCCUCCAGAUCAUCUCCAGCCUCUGUAAGCUGAGGCCGCCCCUGGACUUGGAGAGGAAAUCUCGGCUUCUGUCCAUCAGCCUCCACAGUGUGCUGUCCCUGCCACUGAUGGAAGUUCUGGAAAAACACACCUGCCUCUUUCUGGAGCCGCCCAACAUACAGCUUUGCCUGCUGCUCUCGGCUCGGGAGGGGGCAGGCUGGACGGGCAGAGGGCCUUGAUACCACCCCACCCCCCUCCUCCAUCCCACCCGGGCUCGGCGGCCACCUGACCUGCUCCACGUCCCUGCACAGACCCUCUAUAACAAAACCUUGGAGGCCCUGGACCAGACGCUGCAGAGCUUCAUCAUGCAGAACCCCACGGCCGACGAGCUGCACUUCCUGCUGUCGCAUCUGUACGUCUGGCUGGCAUCCGAGAAGGCACACGAGCGGCAGCGGGCUGUACACCUAUGCAUGAGCCUCCUCAAAUUCCUGAGCCACAGCCUCUACCUGGACCCAAAAGAGGACCUCAAAAGGAUGGGGCAGCUGGUGGGCAUGCUGGGGAUUCUGUGCCAGGACCCGGACAAGGCCACUCAGGGCUCCAGCCUGGAAACGGUGGGCCAUCUCUACCAGCUCCUGCUGCGCCAGAGAGCAGGGGGAGCUUCACAAGUGCGAGCCCCGGCCCCCAAGCACCUGUCCCAGGCCAGUGAGGACGGAGCCCCCUUCUGGAGCAGCGGGGACCAGAAAGCCAUUCGCUACAGCCCCCAGGAGAUGGAGCUUCCAAAGGAGGGCACCUUCCAGCCCAGCAGCUCCCAAGUCUUCAAGGACGUCACGAAGCAACUCACGAUGGCAGAGCUGGCCGACCUCAUCUGGACAGCCAUCAACGGCCUGGGCUCCUCCAGCCCCUUCCGCGUGCAGGCGGCCGCCGACAUGCUGCUGGCUGUCAUCCAGGAGCAUGGGGCCAGGCUGGAGACUGUUGCCAACCUGAGCCGGGCCAUCCACCUGCAGCUCUGCUCCGUCCGCAUCCCCCAAGCCAAGCAGAAUGCCCUGCAGGCCAUCACCCUGCUGGCCCGGAACCACACCCCCGAGCUGGUGGCCGCCUUCCUGGACUUCUCCAUACCUCUGGACAGCCACGCCUCCCUGCUGUGGAAGGCCCUGGGGGCCGAGCAGCCCUCCAGCCGCCUGGUGCUGGCCAUGCUGCUGGCCUGGCUGCAGGAGCGGCCCCUGCCCACCAGACCCAGCGACAGCCGCCCCCAGCCCAAGGAGAAGGGCCACCUGCCCUCCAUGGCCGCCAUGAACGUGCUGCACGAGCUGCUGUUCGCCCAAGAGUUCAAGAAGGCCAUGCGGGAGGCCUUCCCCGAGCUCCUCCUGGUCCUCCUCACCCAGAUGCACUACAUCCUGGAGCUGACCCUGCCCGAGGAGCCACAGCCCAGCCAGGAGGCCCCGGGGGCGGCCAUGCCCCGUGCCCAGAGCUCCAGCCCUGGACAGCCAGCUGUGGACACAGCUAUUGCCUCCAGAGGCACCACCCUCCAGAUGUGUCUAGAGCGUCCCCUGGGCCCGCCCCCUCAGGAAGUGCCUCAGCUCUCCAGCAGCACCCUGGGGACGGGAGCCAGAAGGCACCUUUCCAGGGAGGGUGGCGGGCCCCCUCCCCGGGCAGGGCUGGCCGGUGACCCCCCGCUCUGCCGCAGCCUGGCGCUGGAGGCGCUGAAGAGCCUGCUGUCCAGCACCGGGCACUGGCAGGACCUGGCCCUCCUGGAGCUGCAGGGCACCUGGGAGCUCUUCGCCACCAUCCACACCUACCCGCAGGGCGUGGGCCUUCUCGCCAGAGCCCUGGUGCAGAACCGCUGUGGGCAAGUCAAGGCGGUGACCACCCAGCUGCUGCCCAGGCUGCAGAGGCAGGAGGAGCGGGAGAGGAAGGCGGCCGUCGUCAUCCUCACGGAGUUCCUCUACAGCCCUGCCCUGCUGGAAGUGCUCCCCAAAGAGGCAGCCCUGACGGUGCUGGCCCAAAGCCUCAGGGACCCCUGCGCCGAGGUCCGCGUGCUGAGCCUGCAGGGCCUGGGAAACAUCCUCUUCCACCCGGAGAAGGGAAGCCUGCUCCGCAGCCAGCUGCCGCCCUUCCUUGACGGCUUCUUCCAGAGUAGCGAGCCGGUGGUUGUGCGUCUCAUGGGCACCGUGUCGGACGUGCUGCACCACCUGGGCACACACGGCCCGGGGGCCCAGAGCCUCGCCGUCGCCACCAAUGCCCGCGCCUUCUUCGACGAUGAGCGGGACAGGAUCCGGGCAGCAGCCAUGGCACUGUUUGGGGACUUGGUGGCGGCGAUGGCCGGCAGAGCGCUCAGUGGCCUGCGAACCCAGGUGCACCAGAGCAUGGUACCCCUGCUCCUGCACCUCAAGGACAGCUGUCCAGCCGUCGUCACGCAGGCCAAGCUCACCUUCUACCGCUGCUCCGUGCUGCUCCGAUGGCGCCUGCGGCACACCCUCUUCUGCGCACUGGCCUGGGAGCGCGGCCUCAGCGCCCACCACUUCCUCUGGACCUGCCUGAUGAGCCACAGCCAGGAGGAGUUCAGCAUCCACCUGGCGCAGGCCCUCAGCUACCUGCACAGCGGCCACCACCGCAUCAAGACCUGGGCGGUGCUCUUCAUAGAUUAUACCAUCUGCUACCACCCCCGGGCCGUGUCCCAAAUGGUCAAUGACACGGACACAAAACUGCUGCUGUACACUUUUGAAGAUCUCAAAAAUGACCCAGAGCCCGGCAUCCGCGAAUUCGCCACCAGGCAGUCCUCCUUCCUUGGGGAGGUGGCAGCCAGACGGCAGUGACCCCAGUCGUCCUCCCCUCGCCCUCCUCCUCCCCACCCCAGGCCCUCCGCGCCAGGCAGCCCGGCCCUGCCCGCAGAGCUUGGUUGCACAACACUUUUCCACUAGAAAGAAAGAUCUAGAUUCAACAAAGAAGCGUCCCCUGUACGCUCCCUGCCCACCAUCCACGGGCCCUCCAGGAAGGCUGCAGCCCCAGAGACAAACUGUGAAGUCUGUGCAGGGCCCGGAAAGGACAGCUCAGCUCCCCUCGUGGGGAUCAGGUGGGGUCCCCUCCAGCGGAGCACGAGCCCCAGCCCGCCAGGGCCCUGGGUGCUGAGAGGGCCACUCACCAAGGAGCCCCUGCGGUCAUCAGCUUGUCUCAGCUUAGAGCUCCACUGUCGCUGAGGGGCUGACAGUUGGGGGGGGGGGUCCUGGGCUGGUCUCCCUCCACCUCCAUCUCUAGCCUGAGCCCAGUCAGGGCUGGCACCCAGGCCUGGCAGCAGAACCAGCCGGCGCCCAGAAUCAGACCUCCCGGUGGCCUGGCCUGCCCUGGACAAGCUGUGUGGCUUGAGGCGGGGUCUCAGCUCUCUGAGCCUCGACUGUCCCACCUGUAAAAUGGAUAGUAAGACCUUCUUCCAAGACCCCUCGGAAGGCUGAGUCCAGGAGUAAACUGACCCCGAACUCCCAGGGAGCCCCCGGAGCCCCUCGUGACCUUCACCAGGGCCCUCCCCUCCCAGCCUUGGUUUGCCCACUUGCAAAAUAGGCAGGUUGGCCCCCCCUUACUGUGCAUCCAGGGAGUAUCCUGAGACCCUGCCGACCGGGGUCCCCUCCAGGGCUCCAGCCCAGCCACCCCCUGCCUUUUCUCGCUUGCGCCUCCCUGGCCUACCCUGCUGCACUCAGCCCCCCUACCACCACCGCCCUGGGAGCCCCUCGGGGCAGGGAUGGGGCCGCUCCGGAGGCCCCAGAAUUUGGAUGGCGGGUUGAAAGAAUACAGCAACUUCACAACCUCA
Phacochoerus africanus (Common warthog) is the source of this 5198-nucleotide messenger RNA. Its product is annotated as maestro heat-like repeat family member 5. Lineage: Eukaryota; Metazoa; Chordata; Mammalia; Artiodactyla; Suidae. The transcript has 32 exons. Gene Ontology annotation, cellular component: cytoplasm. The record is from RefSeq and is a predicted model, not a curated record.